This is a messenger RNA of Paramecium primaurelia, 173 nucleotides long. NCBI's taxonomy places the organism in Eukaryota, Ciliophora, Oligohymenophorea, Peniculida, Parameciidae. The record is from the annotation of a GenBank genome assembly.
AUGAAGAAUCCUUAAACACUUACUCUUGUUGUUAACAUCUAAAUUGCUUCAGUCCCCUUGUAUGUAAGUAUAUCAUUAAAUUUUAGAAAUUUGUUAACAUCUUCUUGCAUUCUCUACAAAUAGGUUAUUAAUUCUCGUUCUUCCAAAUGGCCAUAUAUUUCAAAAGGAUUUGA